Messenger RNA from Octopus sinensis (East Asian common octopus), 2570 nucleotides. RefSeq names its product signal transducer and activator of transcription 5B. The transcript is spliced from 24 exons. Gene Ontology annotation, molecular function: RNA polymerase II cis-regulatory region sequence-specific DNA binding; DNA-binding transcription factor activity, RNA polymerase II-specific. Bases 122 to 2455 code for a protein of 777 amino acids. Gene Ontology annotation, biological process: cell surface receptor signaling pathway via JAK-STAT; regulation of cell population proliferation; defense response. NCBI's taxonomy places the organism in Eukaryota, Metazoa, Mollusca, Cephalopoda, Octopoda, Octopodidae. The record is from RefSeq and is a predicted model, not a curated record.
CUUGGAAUUUUUCAGAAAUGAAACUAAAAAGCAAUUUUUCACGGAAAUUCAUAAAUUUACUGUUCAUUUAUAAUAUAAAAGUAUCCGUACAACAUCACAUUCAUGAUUGUAAGUCGUAAUUAUGACGAACUCGGAAAAAAUGACUGCGGAUGAGUCGGAACCUUCUUCUGAAAUGAUAAAUAGCAGGGAAGAAUCAACUCCAACCAUGUCUUUAUGGAUCAAAACUAAGCAGCUUCCGAACCAAUAUUGGGCACCGAUCUCAUCCUGCUACGAAGAUGCAAGAUUCCCAUUAGAAGUGCGCGAUGUUAUGUCUGAUUGGCUCGAGUGUCAAGAUUGGAAUUCCAUUGAUGAGAAUAAUCCAAGCAAUGAGGCCAUAGCCAGGACCAUGCUCAACAACCUGUUACAGGAAAUGGAGUCGAGAAGUAUGAAUUUAAACAAUGACUACUUCAGCACCAAGUUGAAAGUGGGACAAGCAAUUGUGGACUUCCAAAGAAUCUACUCUCCGAACCCUUUGUUACUGGUUCACUCCAUAAAGAAAUGUCUUACUAUUGAACAGAAUUAUGUCAACAUGAAUGAAGGCAAUUGCGAACUUCCCAGCAGCCAACUUUAUGAGACUGGUGAAAAGAUGAUAGUAUUGGAGGAACUGAAGGAUGCAACAAAGCGAACUGGUGAUCUGAUUCUAAGGCUGCAAGAAGACCAGGAAGUUUUCAACGUAGAAUUUCAGGAAUAUAAGACAAUGACUUUACAAGCUGAUGCUUUCAAGAGAAAUAAUGAGACUCCACGUGAGAGACUACAAACUAUGCAAGAAAAUUUGUCUAAAAUGUGUCUGAAGCUGAAGAACAACCAGCAGACAAUCCUGAAUAAGUUUGAGGAAUUAAAAGAUUUGCAUCCUAGCACAUUUGAAAAACUGAAAACUCUUACUAUGGAGGUAUUGCAGGAAGAUUUGGUAAAAUGGAAACGGAAACAACAGCUUCAUGGUACUACUCCAGAGAUGGAGGAAAAUAUCCGUGACAUCCAAAAACGAUGUUCUAUUUUGGCCAAACUGAUCUGGGAAAACCGGCAGCAGAUAAAGAAAGCAGACCAGUUGCAUCAACGUUUACGCCAAAGCAACCUUUAUCCCAACUUAGACAAUUCUAUUACAGAGCUGUUGUCUCAUCUAGUUACGAGCACCUUCAUUGUCCAAAUUCAACCGGCUCAAAUUCUGAAGAAGGACGCUGGCCGUUUUUCAGCAACUGUCACUCUGCUAGUUGGGAAGGCGUUAAACAUAAACAUGAAUCUACCUGACGUUAAGGCCAUGUUAAUAUCGGAACAAGAUGCCAGACAAUCCAGUAAAAAUGAACCAGGCAACAAUGAAACCAUGGGAGAGAUUGUGAACAAUGUCGGCAAAAUGGAAAUAGCUGAGAAGGAUUUCUUGUCUGUGAGAUUCCGUAACAUGCAACUGAAGAAAAUCAAAAGGACUGAACGAAGAUCUACAGAGGCUGUGACUGAAGAGAAGUUUGCCAUUCUGUUUAAAACAGAAUUUAAAGUUGGUGGUGAAGAUCUAAAAUUCUCUGUAUGGACCCUGUCUAAUCCAGUUGUGGUUACUGUUCAUGGAAACCAAGAAUGUAAAGCAAUGGCAACAAUUUUGUGGGACAACCAUUUUGCAGAACCUAAUCGGAUGCUAUUCCAAGUUCCUGAUCAAGUUCAUUGGUCUGACUGUGCUAAAAUGCUGAGUGAAAAAUUUAAAACCGACGUAGGCAUUUCCUUAAAACCAGAAGAUACAAACUAUUUGGCAACCAAAUUAUUCAAUAGCAGUCCCGAUGAAGAUUUUUCCAGACAUGUUCUCACUUGGAGUCAGUUCUGUAAGGAAAAUAUGAGGGAGAAGAGUUUCACAUUCUGGGAAUGGUUUUAUGCUAUUGUAAAACUGACCAAAGACCAUUUACACAAGUUCUACAAGGAUAAUUUAAUUGCUGGUUUCAUUGCAAAGGAUCAAGCUCAACAAAUGUUAUCACCAAAGCGAUGUGGUACAUUCCUCUUACGUUUCAGUGACAAUUUACUAGGGGGUAUCACCAUUGCUUGGAUCAGCCAGGAUGAAUCUGGUAAAAUGACUGUUUGGAACUUGAAGCCAUAUGACCACAAGGCACUUAGUAUUCGAUCAUUAGAGAAAAGAAUACACGAUUUGAAGAUGUUGAUAUAUUUGUAUCCAGACACUGUGAAAAGUGAUGCCUUUCCAAAGAUUUUUGAAGAAGAUGAUGACAAUGAACCAAUGACACGUCAUGGCUAUGUACCAAACAGUCUUAUUGACAGUGUACCUGGAAUGGACAAUAACAACUGCCCUCUGAAUGAUUCCAUGGAUUGUCAGGACAGCCCUAUGCCAUUGAUUGAAGAUCUGAUUUUAAACGACUUAUCCACCGAUUACUCCGUUGAUCCAUUUAGUUUUGAACCAAUGUUCUCACAAAGCUGCUCUGGUUUGUAGGGAGUUCAUAUGAACACCCACUUCCUUCUGGAUGUUGUUUUUGUGUAAUAACAGACAUCACUGCUGCCUUAGUCUGUAUCAUAAACUGUAAUAAUAAGAAUGAUAAUGAUAUCUU